Molecule: messenger RNA, 996 nt
Organism: Paramacrobiotus metropolitanus
Lineage: Eukaryota; Metazoa; Tardigrada; Eutardigrada; Parachela; Macrobiotidae
Exons: 3
Coding region: 1-996 (331 amino acids)
Source: RefSeq, a predicted model, not a curated record
AUGCGGAACCCGGUUUGGCGGCAAGCAAGUCUCCCGGUUAGCAGAGGAGGCAUUGGUCUACGUCGAUCGGAGGAAUUAGCACUCCCAGCCUUCCUGGCUUCGAUUCACUCCGUCGGCGACCUGGUGUCUUUAAAUGUGGAAGGCAAAGCCCGUUUAACAGAACUGCCCGUUCCAGAAUUCCGCAAUUCCCAGAAGGCAUGGGAUUUGCCAUUGUGUAAUGUAUCUCUGGCUGCCCUGCUAGAAGUAUACCGGGAUGAUGAAAUUAAUAAGGCGCGUCUGCUUGCCCAGUCGAGACCAGAAGCCGGCAUUUGGCUCAACGCGUUGCCUUCCGCCCAUAUAGGUAACCUCCUCGAUGACGAUACUCUGAAAAUCUCAGUAGGCCUUAGACUCGGCGCCAGGAUUUGUGAACCUCACAACUGCACGAAAUGUUUAAAGCCGGUCGACGGAUACGCUCAUCAUGGUCUUUCCUGUACCUUCUCCGCCGGCAGACACCCAAGACAUGGUGGCCUUAACAGUAUCGUAUGUCGGGCUUUUGUAUCAGCCGGAAUCCCAGCUAAACUUGAACCCCGAGGCACUUCCCACACCAACGAACGACGCCCCGAUGGCUGCACAACGUUCGCCUGGCAGCGAGGAAUGUGCUUGGCAUGGGAUGUCACCUGCGUGGAUACUGUUGCCGCUUCCCACAUCAAAUCUACUUCGGCAAUUGCGGGAUCGGCCGCGUUGCAGGCUGAAGAGAAGAAGUCUAGGUUCUAUUCUUAUUUAAACGGCCGCUAUAUAUUCACACCUAUCGCUUUUGAAACUAUGGGCCCGUGGGGACCAGCGGCCAUUGCCAUCAUAAAAGAACUGGGGAAAAGAUUACGUUCUCAUUCAGGAGAAGCCCGCUCGCACGUAUUUCUUCGACAACGUUUGUCCAUAGAGAUACAGCGUGGUAAUGCGGUUUCUGUUUUGGGCACGGUGGAGAAAGCCGAAAUGUUUAACGAGCUGUUGUUUUUGUAA